AGGGGGAGGGAGAGAACAGGAGAGGGAACUGAAGUCUGAGGCUACAGUACACUUCACUUCACUUCUGCCCUAAGAGGAAGCACACCAUGACCAGCUAGCUGCGCGAUUAUCUCCACACCUCCAACUGAGAGAAUCAGAUCUCAGUGUCUGCUGGUGUGAGAUGUAAACAUCCCACCCCCGCUGCACUGCUUGCACCACAGCAUUUCCAGUGUGUGGAGAAGAUGGAGCCUGAUUGUAUGUGAGUGCAGGCGGAGGAACAGCAACAGCAGCAGCAGCGUGUGUAGGGGGGUGUUUGCUCUCAACUCAACUGCUGCAGUCGAGGCAUCAAUUUUGUAUAGGCAUUGAGUGCAGUAAGUUGGCUAUCAUCAGCAGAGGCUUCCCCUCUCUGCAAGCCUCUUGCUGUUGAUGAUGGAGAACAGGGAUUCAGGUGGAUAUGAGCCGUCUCUAUAGGAAUGUCCGCGUCCGAUUCGAGCGCAGCACUGCUCAGUUGCAAGAGUUCAGCUGAUUCCUACACGAGCAGGCCAUCUGAUUCCGACCUGUCCCUGGAGGAGGACAAGGAGGCGUCUCGGCGUGAAGCCGAGCGCCAGGUCCUGCUCCAGCUCGAAAGAGCCAAGGCCAAACCGGUGGCAUUUGCAGUGAGAACCAAUGUCAGCUACUGCGGGGCUCUGGACGAGGACUGUCCAGUUCAAGGUGCUGCCGUCAACUUUGAAACCAAAGAUUUUAUACAUAUAAAAGAGAAGUACAAUAAUGACUGGUGGAUAGGGAGGCUGGUAAAGGAGGGAGCAGAUAUUGCUUUCAUUCCCAGUCCUGUUAAACUGGAGGCCAUGCGCAUCAAGCAGGAACAGAAAGCAGCUCAGAGAAAAAUAGGUGGGAAUGCGUUGUCUGGCAGCCGGAAAUCUGCAUCUCCUGCAGCCAAACAGAAGCAAAAGCAGACAGAGCAUGUUCCACCUUAUGAUGUUGUUCCAUCUAUGAGGCCUGUUGUUCUGGUUGGUCCCUCACUAAAAGGCUAUGAGGUUACAGAUAUGAUGCAGAAAGCUCUUUUUGACUUUUUGAAGCACAGGUUUGAUGGGAGGAUUUCUAUCACAAGGGUAACUGCGGAUCUGUCUUUGGCCAAACGAUCAGUAUUGAAUAAAAAACCAAAUCUAGAUCCGUCUAGCCUGGCGGAGGUACAGAGUGAGAUUAACAGAAUAUUUGAGUUAGCUAAGAGCCUGCAGCUGGUGGUCCUGGAUGCAGAUACCAUUAACCAUCCUACACAGCUACUCAAGACAUCACUCGCUCCCAUUAUAGUCUAUGUGAAAGUGUCUUCUCCAAAGGUUCUUCAAAGACUCAUUAAAUCCAGAGGGAAAUCUCAAAGCAAACAUCUCAACUUGCAAAUGAUGGCAGGAGAUAAACUAGCGCAGUGCCCGGCAGAAAUGUUUGACGUCACACUGGACGAGAAUCAGCUAGAAGAUGCUUGUGAACACUUAGCUGAAUAUUUAGAUAUAUAUUGGCGGGCCACUCACCUUCCAGGCUCUGCCCCCACGAAUCCUACGGUGGAGCAAAAUGUGGCAACCCCACCCUCAGCCAACUCUAGCCAACAGUUCUCAGAGACACAAGAACUAAUUGAAUGAGCACUACCACAAAUAAGGAUGAAUCUGAGUGAAACUGAACAUUCCAGAAAGACCCCCAGAAUUCCUCAAAGGCCAGCCACUCACUGCCCCAGACUGAGAUGAGGGCUCAGAGCAGCUGUCCACUAAAAAAAAUAAAGAGGAGUGGAGGGAUGAAGGGCUUGUGAGAAAUUGGACCACUCACAGUCUCAAUGUAAGCGAGACCUAACAGUGACCACACAACAGUGGCCCUCUUCCUGCACUAACACACGUGUUGUCCUCUACAUCUCAGGACCACUCUGCUGCAGGCCUUCAGCCGACACACACACACACACACACACACACACACACACACACACACACACACACACACACACACA
Molecule: messenger RNA, 1966 nt
Organism: Misgurnus anguillicaudatus (oriental weatherfish)
Lineage: Eukaryota; Metazoa; Chordata; Actinopteri; Cypriniformes; Cobitidae
Gene: cacnb3b
Product: calcium channel, voltage-dependent, beta 3b
Biological process (GO): calcium ion transmembrane transport
Cellular component (GO): voltage-gated calcium channel complex
Molecular function (GO): protein binding; voltage-gated calcium channel activity
Source: RefSeq, a predicted model, not a curated record